CUCCCCGCCGCCACUCCUCGUCCUCCUCGGGAUCCCUCCCGAUCCACCCAUUCCACCAACCAGAGACUUCCCUGCUCGAUCCCAAGGGGAUCACGAGCAGCUCAUCCCCGCUGCCGACGGACCAGGCCGGACCUCGCGCCCCUGCCCUUUCUCUUCCUUUCUUCUUCUUCCCGUGCCUCACAUCUCUCUGUUUCCUCUCGUUCUCUCUCCCGCAGGAGCCCAUGGCGAGCCUGACCGAGCCCCUCACAUGGCGCCCUCGUGCCCGAGCUCUUCAUCAGCCCCGCGUCACCGGAGUCAAGCCACCGGCCGCCCGAGCCUUGUGCGCCUCUGCCUCGAGGACCUCCUCGUCCCCAACCAGGACGCCAUGGUCGGCCUCCUCUGUUCGUCCUCUGCCUCGUGCGCGACCCCGUCGGCCGGAUCUGCUCGAGCACGCCGUCCCCUGGGCCUCAAACUCCUCCUGCCGGAGCCGCAAGUCCCGUGCCUCUGCGUUCAGCGCCGCCGUUUGCAUCCCGCCUGAACGGAUCGAGUGAUCCUGCUCAUCCCGCGCGCCGCCAAGCCCGACCUCGCCUCUGCUUUGUCCUGUUCGAGGGAAUGAGCGAGCGGCUUGCCUCUGCUCCACCUCCCCCGUUUCGGUCGCCAUCUCCGGCGAGUGCAGACGCCAGUGUAGCCCCGCAGGUCGCCGUCUCCCUCCUCCCAUCUUCCAUUUCCUCCCGCGUUCUCCCGUUGCAUGUCUUAUCUCUGUCUCUCUCCCGUGGUCAGGAGAACCCCGUCGCCAGUACGCAUGGGAGCCACCUCCUGCCGUCGCUCGGAGAUGACGCCCCUUCGCCCGUCCUCGCCGGAUUGAGCAGCCUCCGCGCCCCUGCCAAGCCCGCCUCCUGUCACCAAGCGCUGCCGCUGCCGGACGCCCUGCGGCGUCGACCUGCUCUCAGCGCCGAUGCUUCCUCUGCUUCGCUCGACUGGAUGCAGCCGCUCGCCCCGUUGACCGCGCGAGCCCGUCAGCGCAUCUCUGCCUCGCUGGCCAAGGCCCAGCCUGCUCCAGCUCCCCAACCGGCCUGCUACCUCCUCCACCGAACGGGCCAAGGCCUACUGGGACCUGCGAAUUUAGCUAUUAUCCGAGGAUUUACAGUAUUGCAGAAAAACCCCUCAUGUUCUUGCAUUAAUAAUUAAUUAACCGUGCAUCUUUUGUAAAUAAUUUAUAUAUGAAAAAUGCUUAGAAUUUCAUCUAGUUUCAUAAUAUGCAACUUUCACCCAUGUUAAUAUUGUUUAAAUUGCUGUUUGAUUUAAUUUGCUCGUAUGCCAUGUUAAAAUGAUUUAAUUCA
Triticum aestivum (bread wheat) is the source of this 1319-nucleotide messenger RNA. RefSeq lists its product as uncharacterized. The transcript is spliced from 2 exons. The record is from RefSeq and is a predicted model, not a curated record. Bases 592 to 1167 code for a protein of 191 amino acids. Lineage: Eukaryota; Viridiplantae; Streptophyta; Magnoliopsida; Poales; Poaceae.